Messenger RNA from Linum trigynum, 2025 nucleotides. NCBI's taxonomy places the organism in Eukaryota, Viridiplantae, Streptophyta, Magnoliopsida, Malpighiales, Linaceae. The record is from the annotation of a GenBank genome assembly.
UAAGCAGUUGGUUUUGUUGGCGGGGAUUCUUCCAACGACCUCUGUUACUCUUUGGCCUUUGCUAAUUGCUAUCCAUCUGUUCUAUCAGGAUGUCUCCGGAAGCAUCUCCGACGCACCUUUGCCGCCAUUUCCCACCUCCGUUUCUGCUCCGACGGAGCUCCUUCUCCGCCGUAGUGGGUUCCUGCCGGUUCCCGUCUGUCAGCUCUCUCCAUCGUCAUCCAGCCCAGCUUCUCCGCCUCGUUUCCUCCCCUCCAUCUUUCCUUCCCGCUACAACGACCGAUUUCCGCGGCAGACCGACCAAAAUUCCCGCCAUUCUCGAGCAGGAGGCUCAAGAGACGGUGGAUCCGCCACCUGGGUCGCCGGUGAAAAUCGUGGCCGUCGUAGGAGGGGGAAGCGUCAGCCCGCUCAAGUCCGCUACUUGGGAAGAAGUCAUGCUGCACACUGCGAAGAGAUUGAAAUGGGUCGAUGAAGCUUACGAAAUGCUAGUUUUCACUGACGAGUUGGAGGAAUCUGAUGCUGGCCGCACCAAGAUUCUAGAAACGGAAUCGGAAAGUGCUGAUAUAUUGCUUGUAGUUGCUGUAACAAAUCAAGCAUCGAUAGAUUGGAUUCAGAACAAGGGCAAACAUGUACCCAACAUUAUCUGUUUCGAUUCAUCUUCGAAGCUGGUGAACAAGCUUGGUGGAGCUGAUGUACAGAAGGAAUCGAAGGACGUCGUGGAGACUGUGGCCGAAGCAUGGAGCAGGCAUAACACGGAUGAUAUAAGAUUCUGUUUGUUGGUGGUCAUCAAUGCAUACAUAAGGCCGGUUCCAAUCCUCAAGAACUUGAGAUCAAAAGGGUUUUCGACACUAACCUGCAUGGUUAAGAAUUGUGGAUCUCAGAUAUUGGAUUGCUUGUUCGAUCCCAACUGCAGGAAAGCUCUGCAGUGCCUCAACCGUUGUAGUCCCGUGGAUCAGGUUUGUAACUAUCGGUGCAUCGCCUCGUACGAGAGCCCCAAGCUCGAGGCAUUCUCGCUUUGUGUGCUGCAGAAGCACAACUGUCUUGAAUUAGAUGCCAAGAUCCCUGAAAAGCCUAGUGUUGACCCCAUGGUCGCGUUUUGUGGGCAGGAGAUGACUCAUGAGAUAGCCGAGGAUCUCUUUGUGGGUUGGUUAGGGAAAUUGGAGUGGAGUUGGAGAGUCGUCGCUGGUCAGAACCCAGCAUAUGAUCAGUUCCCAUGUCAGUAUCAGUUGUUCUACAGAGGGAAGGCCAAAGGGUCAUUCUGGUAUGAACCAGUUUUCCAGGUGAAGACCUUGGAAGGAGGGGCCAUGGUGUGGAGAAGGAGAAAGUAUCGAGUCAAGAGAGACAAACUUCCUGGAACAUUCAACUUCAGCGUGUUGGACAAUGGGGUUGUAUCGAAUGAGUUCUGGACGAUUGUGGAUGUAUGUGAUGAGCUGACCUGGGGGUUGUUUCAUUACAAGGGUGCUGCUCGAGUUGCUGGUCAAUCAUAUACUGGCGCAGUUCUCGUUAGUCCAGAUGGACGGUUUCCGAGCGAGAAGGAGCGCAAGAGAGUAGCUUCUGCCUUGGAGAAAUGUGGGAUCAAAGAAUGGGAGCUUUUUGAAGUGGAUAACUGUUCAUGCCAUGAUCCUCCACUAGGAAUCCCAGAUGGGUCAGCUUUGCAUUCGGCGAUUGAUGUUAGAGACCUGAAGUUGGCCUCUAAUUAGGUAAAUGCCAAAGUUUGAAGCACUACUUUCUGUACUUCUUAUAUGCUCAACCUUAGACAGGUUCAAGUGAACUUAGCAGUUGCAGGCAUGGAGAGAAUGAGAUUAUCUGCACAACUUCUCUCUGUCUCUCUUCUAUGAGAAAUCAUGUGUCACAUUAGUUAGAAUAUAAAUACAAGAAAAACUAAUACUUUGUAUUCUAAACGUGUAGGAUUGAUGCAUACUGUAUAGUAUCCGUCCUGUUCAUUCAUCUGGCUUAGUUUUGAGAUUGCUGAACGAUUGUUCUACCAAUCCCUGUAUUAUAUGAUUAUAAUAAGCACAUUGUGUUAUU